AGCUGUCUCCACCUCACAACGAGACCACAGCAGCACUAGCGCAAACUCAAUAUCUGCACUAACUCACGCGGAAGCAAAAAAAAGAAGUCAUCGCCAUCUCGGACAGACGCGGACUUGUGCGGAGAGAGGACCCACUGAGGAGUCGAAUAGAUCCGUCGCCUCCCUGCGACCUUCAAUAACAUCAAUCUACACCAAAAUGGUUUCCACCAAACCGAUAGAGUCGCACGAAAUGACCCCCACGCAAUCUGAAGAAUCCGCGCCCACCGCCGUGCCGCACUCGCGCUUGGAAGAGUACGAGCGCGACUCGAACAGCCGGCCGCCCUACAUCCUCACCCGCACCGAGCUCAAGCUUCUCGGGAUUGCCGGCGUCGGCUUUUUCCUGGACGCCUACGACCUCUUCAUCAUCAACCCGGUCUCGACCAUGCUCCAGUUUCGGCUCUACGGAGGCGAAGCGAUCCCCGCCGGCCUCCAAGGUGUGCUCAAAGCCUCGGCCAACAUCGGCUCCGUCAUCGGCCAAUUCGCGUUCGGCUACCUCGCCGACGCGCUCGGACGCAAAGCCAUCUACGGCAAAGAGCUGAUGCUGAUCAUCUUCGCGACGAUCAUGUCGCUCACCGUGCCCACGGGCCAGAUCUCGGCGAACGCCAGCAUCGUCUAUCUCACCAUCUUCCGUAUCAUACUCGGCAUCGGCGUAGGAGGGGACUACCCCAUGUCCGCCUCCGUCACGUCCGACCGCGCCAACCUUCGCAAGAGGGGCACGAUGCUCGCGUACAUCUUCGCGAACCAGGGCUGGGGCUCGCUCGUCGGCUCGAUCGUGACGAUGGUCGUGCUCGCGUGCUACAAGCACGCCAUGGACGGCGAGGGCGAGACGUCCAAGGUCGACGGCGUGUGGCGCAUCAUCGUCGGCGUCUCGCUCAUCCCCGCGUUCGGCACGCUCUAUCAGCGCCUGACGCUGCCGGAGUCGACGCGGUAUCAGCGCGCGCAGCGGGACGCGGAGGCGAGCGACGACGAUAUCGCGGAGCUGAAGAAGAAGAACGCGGAGGACGUGAGCGUCCGGGAGAAGCCCGCGCCCCCAUCGCCGUCGUCAAACGCACCGGAGCACAAGGAGCCCGCGAAGCCGAAGAAGGCGCAUCUCAUGGAGUUCAUCGAGUACAUGAGCGAGUGGCGGCACGCGAAGGUGCUCAUCGGGACGUGCACCUGUUGGUUCCUGCUCGACAUUGCGUUUUACGGCAUCAACCUGAACCAGAACGUGGUGCUGCAGCAGAUCGGGUUCGCGGGCAAGACGGGCACGCCCUGGCACAAGCUGUUCAAGAUCGCGACGGGGAACCUGAUCGUGACCGCGCUCGGGUUCGUGCCCGGGUACUACUUUACGGUGUUCUUCGUCGAGAAGCUGGGGAGGAAGAAGAUCCAGUUGGGCGGGUUCUUGCUCGAGGCGUUCUUCCUCGCCAUCCUCGCCGGCAAGUUCCACACGCUCGGCACGGCGAGCUUCGUGGUGCUCUUCGCGUUUUUGCAGUUCUUUUUCAACUUUGGGGCGAACGCGACGACGUAUAUGUACCCGGCGGAGGUGUUCCCGACCAAGUUCCGCGCGUUCGCGCACGGGAUGUCGGCCGCGAGCGGCAAGGCGGGCGCGAUCAUCUCCGCGCUCGCGUUCAACGCGCUCUCGGAGUCGGUCGGUACCCCCGUCGUGCUAUGGAUCUUCUUCGGGUGCUGCCUCGCGGGCGCGUGUUUCACGCUGUUGUUGCCGGAGGUGAUGGGGCGCGAUCCGGACGUGGUGUAUGAGGAGGAGAUGAGGGAGAAGCGGCGGGCGCACAGGCAGCAGUGAGUUCCCCGACGCGGUGUGGGUGGUCUCACGGUAGGAUGGUAUGAGGAGGAAGGAAGUCAAAAGAGUAACGGCAUGCAUCGUGCAAGUGCUGGCGAUAAACAACUCAAUCUCACCGUGUAUCAGUAUUCUUACAAGUCAAAAGCAAAUCGGACAGUGCUUUCGUAGAUAGAUAAUACCAUGUUCUGCUUUAUUAUUUGUAUGUUGGACGUGC
Molecule: messenger RNA, 2030 nt
Organism: Punctularia strigosozonata HHB-11173 SS5
Lineage: Eukaryota; Fungi; Basidiomycota; Agaricomycetes; Corticiales; Punctulariaceae
Product: MFS general substrate transporter
Exons: 9
Coding region: 197-1819 (540 amino acids)
Biological process (GO): transmembrane transport
Cellular component (GO): membrane
Molecular function (GO): transmembrane transporter activity
Source: RefSeq, a predicted model, not a curated record